Molecule: messenger RNA, 3425 nt
Organism: Phycodurus eques (leafy seadragon)
Lineage: Eukaryota; Metazoa; Chordata; Actinopteri; Syngnathiformes; Syngnathidae
Gene: macc1
Product: MET transcriptional regulator MACC1
Cellular component (GO): cytoplasm
Source: RefSeq, a predicted model, not a curated record
AGCGGCACGCUCGCCAUGAAAGCCCUCGAAACCGCCGCUCAGUUUCAGGUGUCGUCACGUCUCGCGCGUCCGCGGAGGUGCAUUGUGGGAGUUGUAGUGCCGCACGGCGGACAGGCCCGUCCUCCGCCGAGCGAGCGCGUCCGGCUACAAACUCGCAGUCCCAACAUGCUCGGUGUGCGUGUGCGUGUGUGUGUGUGUGUGUGUGAAGGCAGACGAGGACACGCUUCACAAGUGCAGCAACAAAAUGAAAAUAUGGCAAACUCCUUGCCGUGUGCAGGGAGUCUUGUAAGAAGCAAAUCUGAGGGGACACUGAUCGAUCUGGAUGAAAACGCUCUGAAUGAUGGAACUGUGCCUCCAACGCCAAAGAACGAUGACAAGACAAGACAAAAUCCCUUUUGGAGCAAGCUGUCAGGAUCUAUUCCUUUCGAUGACAUUGGACACAACAACUCUGAUAACCUUAUUUCCAACACAUCACCCAUAUUCCCAGGAUCUGUAAACCACCUGGACGCAGAAAAUGGGGAUACCAUUAGCACAUCUUCAGAUGAAGGCAAUGUGGGGAACUUUCUGGAAAAGAAAAACAAAGCCAACAACAAAUCUGGGAGAUGGAGGAGUGCCACAGACAUUUUGGAUCAUUUUGAGAGGAAGACACCAAAGAGAGGGCACAGCUUCAAACCACCCCAGCCUGUUCUAACUCCUGAUUUUGAUUGGCUAAAAAAUGAUAGAGAAGCCUAUAAAAUGGCUUGGCUGAGCCACAGGCAGUUAACUCGCUCUUGCUUGGACCUAAAUCUGAUAAGCCAGAGUCCUGGAUGGGCUCAGACUCAGGCAACAAACUUUCAGGUCAUCUGCAAGAUCAGCCAUGAUGGAGGCACAGUCCAACUGCCAGACUCUGAAAUUAGUAUGCACGUCCCGGAGGGCCACAUCCCCCCGGGUGAAGUUCAGGAAGUUACACUGAAGGCAAUGCUCGACCCCCCUCCUGGACUCAACAACAACUACAUUACCACUAUGAGUCCACUUCUGGAAGUAGUGCUCAGCAACAUCAACACAAAGGGUUCAAUCUCCUUGAAGGUUAAGCUGUCCGGAGAAGUGCGGAGCGACCCGUUAAGUCAGGUCCUGACCACAGUGUUCGGACUCUUGUCUUGCAAAAGAGAAGGACCCUAUACGAGAGUGAAUGACUGUGACAUUUUCAACAACGUAAUGCAGAUGAAGCUCCAGAACCUGAAGACGCAUUUUUACGUGAUAGCAGUCGCAGAGGCCUCAGCCAUUCAGUCCACGGCUAUGUCAGUCUGGGAUUACCUUCACCGCCAAAUCACAGUCGCCAUCUAUGGACCCAGGUACAUCCAUCCAGCUUUUAAGGUUGUAAUAGUGGUGUGCUGUCACGAGGAGGUACCACCAAAGCUCCCGUUUCUGGAUAUAUGUCAAGGAAACAGACUGCCUCCACUCGUGCUGCAGCUUUGGGGAACACAUCACCUUAGGACUGACAACCUGCACGACCUGCUUGUCACCACUAGUAUCGCAGGCUCUACGUUUAAAAUCAAACUUGAGGACAAGGUGAAAGAAGUGAGGCUGAGCCAGCUCAAAAUUGGGACAGUGCUGCGUUUACCGGUGGCCUUAUCAUGUGCUGGUAGCAAAGACCUAAGUCCGUUUCAGUUAGAUCUGGAAGUAACUGAAACAAACUCUACAACUGUUGCAUAUUUCCAGGUCCCUUCCCCUUCUGCAGCACCGAUUCGAUGUGAAAAGCGCAUGCCAAAUCACACAAGUGGAAAAGUUGUUGAAAUAUCGAAAACAUCCUCUAUUCCUGAGGAACGGGUGUCAGAUUUCCCCAUAUUUAAAGAUGGACCUGUGAACCUAAAAUGGUAUGGUGUGGCCCUAAAGUCAGUUCUCCGUCAGACACACGUGGACUACCUAUUGGAGUACUUCAAGGGAGACACGUUGGCUCUCCUCUCCAAGGCGACCGUUAGAUCCGUAGGGAAUUCAAAGGUAAAGGAGUGGUACAUCGGAUUCCUUAGGGGCAAGAUCGGUUUGGUCCAUUGCAAAAAUGUCAAGCUCAUUACGGUCGAUCAGGUGAUCGACUUUACCGGCAUUCACGUGACCGCAGAGGUUCUCCUGGACAACAUGACACUGCCCUUCAAGAAGCUUACGUACAUGUACUCAGCCAUCCAGACAUUAGUCACUGAGCACAUAACCAACUGGAGAGAGUUUGCAGAUGCUUUAGGGUAUUACAAUCUGUCGCUGGACAGCAUCACUCGCAGAGUUGCUGAAACAGAGGCUGAUAAGGUGGCCUGUGUGCUGGAAAAGCUGAAGGAAGACUGCCACGCUGAGAAGAGUGAAAAGAAAUUCCUUCACGAACUCAUGGUUAGUCUGUUAAAGAUGGACAGCAUCAAUCUUGUGGCCCAGAUGAUUCAGAAUACAGUUAUCCUGUCCACAGCCGUGGAGCUGGGGAUUCGAUGGCGGGAGCUCAUUGACAAAACGGCAAAGCUGUCCAGUGCUCAGAUCGCUGUCUAUGAGGCUCCACACAGAGGAAUGAAUGGAGAAGUUGGGCCUCAGUUAAUGUGGAAACCUGCCUACGAUUUCCUGUUCUCCUGGAGUCAACGUUAUGGAAACCGUUACAGAGACGUGAUUCAAGACCUCCACCUGGUCCUAGAUAAAAUGAAGAAUCCUGUCACCAGACAAUGGCGAGAACUGACCGGUGCCCUCAUCACAGUCAACUGCCUCGAUCGCUACAGGGCCUCAGCAUACCGAAAGACCUAAGCUAAGCACUUUUGCAAUCAGAGCAUGAUAAUGUCCCUGCACUUAGACUUCUUCUGUUUGUUUACUGUAUGUCUUUGUCCUUUAACUGCAGCUGUGAUCAGCAUGUCUUGAAAAUAGAUGAGGAGAGGAGAAAAAAAAAAAAAAUAAAAUAAAAAUAAAAAAUGAAGGCCAGUUUUCCCAACAGGACAUUGUGUUUAUUCUUUUACCCAUAAAAUGUCAACAUUUAUCAAAUAAUUAUGAUUACAACAUGUAUUUUUUGGGUACUUUGUGUUUACAGACUACUUGUUCCUUUUGAAUAUAAGUCACAUCACUAUUGUUGCGGUAGAUGUUUAGAUAUUUGCAUCAGUUAAUCUGAAACACAAAGCAUCUGAAUUGAGACACCAAGAAAUGUGAAACUCAUUUACGUGCAUUAACUUAUGAUUUAUAUGUACUUCCUGAAUGCUCUCCUAACGUGAUAAUGAACAGGUACCUUAUAUUUUGUAUUGUAACGUUAUAUUUUUCAAGGAAACAUUACUUCCUAUACACCAUGUUGCCAAAUGUUUUAAAGAUGCACUAUUGAUCCUUGUAGAGUGGUACCAAGCUUGACACAGAAAUGAACUGUUGCAUUUGAUGGAAACAUUCACUGAAACUAAACUACCUGGAGGAAUCACAUUUUAAUAAAAGAGAUCUUUGUAACA